UUACAUUUAUUGAUUCUAAUGUUUUGAAAUAGAAAUUUUAGGGCACCUGUGAGGAAAUUAAGUGGUUUAUCAGCGGCAAUGUGUCUUGUUUAUUACGUUGCCAUGCACUAGAACCUAAGGACUCGGUGGUUGUUUCCUUGAAAAUGUGAUUUAUACAAAAAAAAAUCGAGUGAUAGCAGCAUGGAUAAGGAAAAAAUAAAAUGGAACAUGGUGGCGAGUGUCGAAGGGAGCCGAGUCUGGAAACUGUGAGGGCCCUACAUCAAACAGUAGUCGCCCUUAGAGCUGCCCUUGAAGAAAGCAAAUCGGAAAUAUUAAAAUUAAAAAAUAGCUCCAGCAAUCCCAAGGAGGCUGUUACUCUAGAGAAUCGCCUACUUAAAGAGCCACCAGAAGAUCAAGCAUCCGAAGCACAAAAUGAACUGGGAAAAGAAGAAUCGACAGGUAAAAAAGUAACAAUCGCGUCACCGAAACGAAGCACAGGAAACAUCGAAGCCAGAAUUUCCAUAAAAAGAGAGUCUACAAGCCCCACAACAGCAACUCAAUCGCUCGAAAGCCUGACAAUACUAAAAUCGCCAUUGCAAUCGUUCACGUUAACGAAAACAUUCAAUUUCUCGCGCUCAUCCAGCCGCAUCGAUCGAAAGUUCAACCGAAACGUAAAUGAGAUGACUGACAAGGACCAAUCGAGCAAUUCCACCGAACCCAACCAAAACGACCUCGACCAGACCGAGGAGGUGGACGACAUCGAGCUGAUAUUCACCACCGACGAAACCAAAGAGUCCGACUUCAAGGAGCAGCUGGUCUCCAUCGACCCGGCCGAGGGCGGCGCCCGGGGGCCCGAUCUCCUACGGCUGCCCCUCGGCGAGACGGACCUGUCGGACAAGGAGCUGGACGACGACGUGUUCAACGACAACGAGCACCAGGACAACAGCCACUUCCGGCGGGACAACUCCCAAAUCUGCGACUCCAAGUCGGACGUUUCCAUCAAUCAGGAGAAGAGCGCGAAGAGCUACUACUCGUUGCAGGAUUCGAGCUUCGAGAACCGGUCGAUCGACAAGGACGAGAGUUUCGAUCGGUUCGAAGAGAGGAUUCGCAUCAUCGAAACGGAUAUUUCCAAGUGCGGUAUACACGACGUUGAAUACGUGGUAGGAAGGAGGAAUACUUGCCCUAAUCCUUUGCAGUACAGGCCGCUAUUACAUAGGGAGGCUUUGUCGAAGAGUGGAAGAAGAUCUAGACCUAUAUUGACUCAAUCGAAUGCUGUUAGGAAGGAUUCUGGCGCUCAAACUGAUAUAUCAGCGAUACCAGGAUCUCAAUGGAGGUCUGAGAGUAGCCUAGCUAAUAAGUCGAGAUUGGGCGAUAACUUCACAACGCUACCAUCGAAAUUACCGCUGCCGGGCUCCCGUUUGCGCUUAUCAGAAAAAACCGUAGAAGCUCGAAGAGUCCUACUUUCAGACAUCGGCUUCACCAGCAUGGUGCCCGAGCUGUCCCGAUCAGCCGACCACCUCUUUCCAGCCGUUUUAAAACCCACCGGAGUGACGCCCACCUACGGGCAAUUCCUCAAGACCACCGACUUGUACUCCCCCGGAGGAUACGUGUCGCAGAAGUUCACGUGGAGCGCCGCGACGGCGUCGCCGAGCGAGGCGAGCCAAUCGCAGUCGCAGUACGGCAGCUUGUGCCCGCUGAACGCGGCGUCGAGACGGUGCUCGGCGCCGGUGUCGCCGUCGCGGCGGGCCGUCUCGAAGCAGGCGCCUUCGAAAGUGCGAUUCGCCAACGGGUCUCUGCCCGAGUUGAGAGGCGAUUGGAGCACGUUGGACAGCGGGGACUCCACCGAUAGCUUGGUGGAGGAAGCCGAGAAUUAUUUGAGGAGGUCCAUCGAUUGUAUCGUCACGGGAAGGGACACGUUCGCUUCUUAUUGCGAGGGGAAAACUAAAACUGGCGUUCGGAGGGCUUCUGCUCCGGAACCUUCGGGGGAUAACGUACCGCCUCCUGGUUGGGUGCCGUUUCUGCCUAGGGUUUCGCGGGAUUUGAAGCUGGAUAAUUGGGUGAAAGUUAUCACUUCUGAGGGUAGAGUGAAGGGCGGCAGGGUGAGGUACGUGGGGCCUGUGACGUCGCAAACGGAGCAUUUCGUGGGCGUGCAAUUGGGCAGCCCUGACGGGUAUUGCGAUGGUACCUUCAACAAUAGGAAAUAUUUUCAAUGCGAACCUUAUCAUGGUAUAUUCGUGCCGUUCAGGAAGGUUAUUAUGGGCUGGAGGCCGUAGUAUAUAUUUUUAAAAUAUAAGUAUACACCCUUAACAGGAACGGAUUUUGCUUAUUGUUAAUAAUAUUAACAAAUUCGUGGAAGAUAUUAAUGUUAUUUAAGACUGUUCCUGUUUAUAUUUCAUUCAAAUUAGUCUUAAAUGUGCCAUGUUUCAGGUACAAAACAUGCAAAAAAAUAAAAAAAAAUGAAUGGUGGUGAUAGAUUUUUCUAGUCAAUAUUUGUGUUAAUAUCUCGAAUUGUUCAUUUUGAUUAAUUUACUUACUUACUUACUUACUGAAAAAUAUAUUUUUUUAAUGAAAAAAACAAAAAAAAUCGCCAAAAACCAAUGAUUAAGUCGAGGGUAAUUAGCUUAAGAGUUAUUGCUCUUAACGUACUAAUUCACAAAUUAAAAGAGAAGUAAUUCUUAAAUAAAUGUAUAGAUUGCACAGAAAAAUAGCCUGUACUUAGGAUAUUUUACAGUAACUUUACUUGUCUCCGUUAUGGAAAUAUUUUUGGAUGAUUGUAUGGAAAAGAUAUUCUUUUACUUGACCAGGCGGGUAUGUAUACAAUAAUAAAGUCGGCUUGUGCUGGAACAAUUACGAAAGAGCAUUAGCAGUGCAGAUAGUAUAAACAUUAAACAUUGAAGAUCGAAAUGAAGAAGGCCUAAAGACCAUUGUAUGUAUUGUAUCUCAUUGUGCGACUGGAAUAUUUAUAAAAGCUGCAAAUAAAUCGAGGCGUAUUCUAAAUGUUUUCCUGUAAGAUUCUCCGUUUUUAAUAUUUUACUGCGUACCUUAAGGAAUUGACCAUAGAAUUUAGGAGAAAACCUUUGUUUAGACGAUUUCGAUAAUUAUGUACUGUUUGAAGUAAGCAAUGAAGCUUUUAUGUGUUAAUUUUUGUGUACCUGAAAUAUCAAAUAUGUACUUAUAUUUCUUGAUUAUUCGCAGGAAUAAUUCAAACGUUUAGGCCUAGCUUUCAUUCUGUAAGCACUGAAGUUCUGCAAAUUUUUAAUGAAGUAAUAAAAUCGGACAAAUUUCAUUACAUCAUUAAUAUUAUUGGUAAAUUUAUCGUUAUCCUAAACCAGUAUUUCAACAAGUUCCCCAUGGAAACUAUUGAUCAAAGACUUUCCAAUAGUUGUAAUCGAUAAUGUAAUAAUUGUAUAUGAAUUAAUGUUAAUAGGUAAUUACAG
Messenger RNA from Phyllotreta striolata, 3416 nucleotides. Lineage: Eukaryota; Metazoa; Arthropoda; Insecta; Coleoptera; Chrysomelidae. The record is from the annotation of a GenBank genome assembly.